CCUAACUAAUUAAGUUUUGCUGAAUGGAAUUGGAAAAUACGGUGAUGUUUGGGAGUGAUGGUAGUGCUCCAAGCGCAAGAGAUAGAGAGAGUGUUGUGGCGGUCCACAACGGUGUCGCAUCUCCGACAAGUACACUCGCUCCUUCUGAAAUCGUGCCUCCUCCGCCACCCUUUUCUGGUUUCCGUCUUCAUCUCCUGCGCGUCCUCCAUCUCCCUCCCUUACGCCCAUUUCUUCUUCCGCGCCCUCCCCGCCACUCCCCCACUCUUCACCUUCAACCUCCUCAUUAGGGCCUUCUCUCAAACCACCCCUUUCCACUCCCUCACCCUCUUUCGCCACCUGCACCAAACUCCCCCCUUUUCCCCUGACAACUUCACUUUCCCUCCCCUUCUCACUGCAUGCGGUCGCGCUUCCUCCCUUCCCCUUGGCGGUUCCAUCCAUUCUUUGAUCCUCAAGAUGGGUUUCACCUGUGAUCCAUAUAUCAACAACACCCUUUUCAAGAUGUAUGCUGACUGCGGCGCACUGGGGCUCGCCCGGAAGGUGUUCGAUGAAAUGCCUGUUAGAGAUGUUGUGUCUUGGAGCUCUAUGAUUUCUACGUGUGUUUCUCGGGGAUUUCCUUGCCAUGCAAUGGCUGCGUUUUUCCAGAUGGGGAUGGAGAAUGUGAAGCCUAACUCCGUUACUUUGGUGAGCUUGCUUUCUGCUUGCACCAAAAUGCUCAACCUUGGUGCUGGAGCAUCAAUUCAUUCUUACAUUGUGAGGAAUCAAGUGGAAUUGGAUGUUGGUUUGGGCACGGCUUUGUUUGAGAUGUACGCGAAGUGUGGGCAGAUUGACAAAGCCCUCCAGGUUUUCGAUUCAAUGCAUGAGAAGAACCUCCAGUCUUGCACAAUUAUGAUAUCUGCUCUUGCAAAUCAUGGCCGCCAAAAGGAUGCUAUUUCGCUGUUCUCCCGGAUGGAAGAUAUGGGGUUGCAGCCAGAUAGUUUGUCUUUUUCUGCAAUUCUUUCUGCUUGCGGCCACAUGGGACUUGUUUCUGAGGGUAAAAUGUAUUUUGAUAGGAUGGUGAGAAUGUAUAGCAUAAAGCCAACUGUUGAGCAUUAUGGAUGCAUGGUUGACUUGCUGGGAAGAGCUGGCUUGAUUGAGGAAGCUCAUGAUAUGAUCAAGAACAUGCCAAUGGAGCCGAAUGCUGUCAUAUUAAGGAGUUUUCUAGGUGCUUGCAGGAAUCUUGGGUGGGUUCCUAGUUUGGAUGGAAAGCUUUUGUCUAAAUUGGAGUCUGAAUUGGGAGCAAACUAUGUGCUUACUGCCAGUAUUUUUUCCACCUGUUCUUCCUGGAAGGAUGCCAAUGACUUGAGGUUAGCCAUGAAACACAGAGGUUUGAAGAAGACUCCUGGUUGUAGUUGGGUGGAGGUGCAAAAUUGAUUUCCAAUAUAUUUUGAGAAGAGGCUAAGUUUUGAUCCAGAGAAGCUUUUGUUUACCAAACAUAUUUGUACAUUCUUUCUUGUCUCGUUGCAUUAUUGAUUGCAAUCAAAUGUACACAAACACUGACUCUUACAGAUGCUAGGAGAUAGGAACACGGGAAAAUGAAAAUACAGAUGAAUUUUACUGAGGUUUCAACUCUUACUCCAUUUGGGAUUAUGGUUGAUCUUUCAAGUGCCUUCUUCAUGCUUAAGGAAAAAGUUUUGGCAUAUUCAGAGAAAAAAUGGGAAGCAAUGCCGGCGAAGUUCUCUGACCUUAAUGCCAUUUUCCAAAAAUACCUGAAGUCACAGAGAGUAACAUGGGGUAUCCGCAUCGUGAGUAACUAAUAAAGUUGAUUGGCUUAUAUGGGCUUAUGGCGAAGGCUAUUAUUGACUCCAAUAACUCCAUCAUUCUGCAAACCAUGCACACCGCCACUCUGGUAUGCGGUUACCCUUACGGAAAAAAUCUCCUCUCUACUUUUAUCCAGAUCAAAUACCCUUCUUGACUAGUUGAACAUCCCAUGGUUCUGACAUUCGUAUUCUUGUAUUCACUGAGGUAACUUUAUUAGUUAUUACAUAUACUUGCUGCAUUGUAUUCACUGUCUAAGGUAGUUUUAUUAAACUUUUUGACAUACUUACCAUGUUACUGUUUGAUUUUUUUUUUUAAGUGACAUCCACACAUAAUUAAAAUUUGAAAAAUACUAUUUACAUAUCAAAUAUUCUUGACUUUCAUAUAAAAAUAAUAUUGUCAUUAAUUAAGUGUAUAUUUAAAUUAUUUUUUAAUUAAUAAAACAAAAAAAUUAUCUUUAAUUGUUAUAAAAAAUACUGAUGUCAAAAUAUUGUUUAUUAUAGAAGGGGUGUCAAUAACGAGAUUGUAAAAAUUUCUAGUCCUGUGCAUUUUACAAUUUUCACAGUUAAAUCAAGGGUUAAAAUUAAAUAGUGAAGCUCCUGAUUUGUGUAUAUCACGUCAAAUAGUAAACGGCCCAUAUUAACCGGAUAUAGAAUUAACGAUCACAUAUUCACGUGCCUUCACAUGGGGGUGCAAAUGGAUUGACUAUUACCUAAUCAUGUACCCCAUAGAUUAAAAUGUGAUAAAAAGUUAAAACCCAUGACAGGAUCAGAGAUUCUCCUGGAUUUUUGAGCCCCUUUAUCCAUGUAUAUAAACUUGUUUUUUAUCUGAUUAUUAUUAACAUAAUGCUUCUUUCAGGAACCCCAGACGAAGAAAAGAAAAACGUAUUAGCACCCCAACAUUGUUUCUGUUGAUGAUGUUUUAAUAUAUAGUUAAUACCAAGAUGCAUUAAUGUACUGAACUAAAAAACAAAUGGACAGCUGGCCUUGUACCUGGUGAUCUUUUGCCUUUGGAAAAAUAUUUGUCUAAUAACUAUUUUUUAUCUACUUGCUUGAAAUUUAUCUCUUGAGCAAAAGUAUUAUGGUUUCCACUAUAGUUGGGUCCCAACAUUCCAUUCUAGACGAGAAAUGAUAAAUUUUAAGGACCAAAUGUUAAAUGGCCACAAAAAAUGUCAUUUUAUAUAUAUUUUUUACUUUGUACUUGUUCACACCCCAGUGCUCCACACUCAGAGAGUCAACAUAAACACUGUCUCCAACUAGUGAUUCCCACUUCCAUGGCUUAUUCAGUGAACAGAUCAAGUUCAGGUUUCAGCUUCUCAGAGCAUUGGCUCAUAGUAGUAGCAAGUGCUGUGAUUUGUGGAUUCUUGGGGUACAUAGUGUAUGAUGCAGUGAUGGCUACUGCAUCAGAGUUGCUGCAACGCUUGCUGGUAAUUUCUCCGUUGCUCUUAAUCAUCGUUGUUCACUGGCUCUCCACUGGCAGCCAGUUAAGCUUCCCCAUGCCAGGAUCUGAGCCAGGUGCCAUCCACAGAGCUGGUGGUUCCCCUUGGGGUGUUGCCUUUGUGCUACUGCUUCUUUUCUUCCUUAUUUCCUACCAACCUUCCCUGCAUGGCUUUAUUGCUUAGAUUUUUAUGCUGUAAUUAUGUUGCAUGUCAUGGGGCUUGCUUAUUACUUGUAUUCUAGUGCUUAAUAUGCCCACUUCAGCUUCUUAUACCUCAUAGUGAAGCUGUUUCUAAUGAAUGAAUCUUUGAGGAAAAAAACAAACUUGUGUUGCUUAUCUUCUUCAACUGUGAAAUAUUGGGUCUUGUACUAUUUACCUUGCAACCAAAUUUUGAACAUG
Molecule: messenger RNA, 3630 nt
Organism: Arachis duranensis
Lineage: Eukaryota; Viridiplantae; Streptophyta; Magnoliopsida; Fabales; Fabaceae
Product: pentatricopeptide repeat-containing protein At5g66520
Exons: 2
Coding region: 58-1410 (450 amino acids)
Biological process (GO): RNA modification
Molecular function (GO): protein binding; RNA binding
Source: RefSeq, a predicted model, not a curated record